AUGCAGGCCAAGAAGCGGUACCUGCUCGUGUCUGUGGGGGCCGGUCUUCUCUUCCUCGUUUACCUGUGGGGUCUGCAAAUCGGGGAGUUCCAGCAGCAGCCGUACCAGUAUCACCAGUUUCCCCAGUACCCCCAGUACCCCCAGUACCACCAGCAGGAAUACCAGUACUACCGCCAGAGCCAGGAGGCGUACCAGCCCCUGCCCCUCCCCCAGAAAAGCCCGUCCAGACCUCCCAGGCCCUGGCCAGAGUCCACCCAGCUGCUGGAGCCGUACCUGGAGGGCGGAGAGCAAGAGGAGGACAGCCCUCAGCUCCAUCACCAGCACACUUCACCUCGAGAACGGCGUGCGAUCCGUGACAACAUCUACAAGAACAAACGCUGCCGCAUGGAAACCUGCUUCGACUUCGCUCGCUGCCAGUCGGGCUUCAGGGUUUACAUCUACCCUCCUCAGAGGGGGGACGAGAUCUCCGAGACCUACCAGAAGAUCCUGUCCUCCGUCGAGGAGUCCCGCUUCCACACCGCAGACCCUUCGCGGGCCUGUCUGUUCAUCCUGGCCGUGGACACGUUGGACAGGGACCAGCUCUCGGCCCAGUACGUCCAGAACGUCAGGAUCCGCAUCCAGAGCCUGCCCACGUGGAACGACGGCAGGAACCACCUCAUAUUCAACCUGUACUCCGGAACCUGGCCGGACUACACCGAGGAUCUGGGCUUUGAGGUGGGCCAGGCCAUGCUGGCUAAAGCCAGCGCCGACGCGGUCAACUUCCGACCCAACUUCGACGUCUCCAUCCCUCUGUUCUCCAAGGACCACCCGCCGAAGGGAGGGGGCGUAGGUUACCUGACGCUCAACGACGCCCCGCCCUCCAGGAAGUACCUGCUGGUUUUCAAAGGGAAGCGAUACCUCACGGGCAUCGGUUCUGAGACGAGGAACGCUCUGUAUCACAUCCACAACGGGGAAGAUAUUAUUCUGCUGACCACGUGUAAACACGGCAAAGACUGGGAGAAACACAAGGACCCCCGCUGCGACAGAGAUAACGAAGAAUACUCAAAGUUCGAUUACCAGGAGCUGCUCCACAACUCCAGCUUCUGCCUGGUGCCACGAGGCCGACGUCUGGGAUCCUUUCGCUUCCUAGAGGCCCUGCAGGCGGCUUGCAUCCCGGUGAUUCUGAGUAACGGCUGGGAGCUCCCCUUCUCUGAGGUCAUCGACUGGAGGAAGGCCGCCGUCGUUGGGGACGAGAGGCUGCUGCUACAGGUUCCCUCCAUUACCCGCUCCGUGAGCCAUGACAGGAUCCUGGCUCUCCGCCAGCAGACUCAGUUCCUCUGGGACGCCUACUUUUCUUCUGUAGCCAAAAUCGUCUUAACUACUCUGGAGAUCAUCCAGGACCGCGUGGACUCCCACGUGUCCAGAAACCGCCUGUUGUGGAAUUCCCUCCCCGGCGGUCUCUAUGCACUCCCCCAGUACUCGUCGGACCCCGCCCAGUUCCCUUUUUACUACGCCGUGCUGGGUAAGAGUCCCUCGCAGCAGUUCUCAGCUGUUGUCCACACGGUGACUCCUCUUCAGUCCCAGGUGUCUCCUGUGGUGAAGCUCAUCAUCGCUGUCGCGAAGUCAAAGUUCUGUGCACAGAUCGUGGUUUUAUGGAACUGCGACAAGCCUUUACCUCCCAGGAACAAGUGGCCCUCCACCAGCGUGCCUCUCACUGUCAUCGAAGGACAGGCCAAGACGAUGAGCAGUCGCUUCUUCCCUCACGACGUCAUCCUCACCGACGCCGUUCUCAGUCUGGACGAAGACUCGGUUCUCUCAACCAAUGAGGUGGAUUUCGCCUUCAUCGUGUGGCAGAGUUUUCCGGAGCGUAUCGUUGGUUAUCCGGCGAGGAGCCACUACUGGGACAGCUCCAGAUCCCGCUGGGGCUACACCUCCAAAUGGACCAACAACUACUCCAUGGUCCUGACGGGGGCAGCUUUCUACCACAGAUACUACCACUACCUGUUCACCCACUACAUCCCGGCCGGCCUCCUCGCCACUGUGGACCGCAUGGCUAACUGCGAAGACAUCCUGAUGAACUUCCUGGUUUCCGCAGUUACCAAGCAGCCGCCAAUCAAAGUGACGCAGAAGAAGCAGUACAAGGAGACCAUGAUGACCCAGGGCUCCAAGGCGUCUCGGUGGGCCGACCCGGACCACUUCGCCCAGCGACAGACCUGCAUGAAUGCCUUCAGUCAUUGGCUGGGUUUCAUGCCCCUGGUGCACUCCCAGAUGAGGCUGGACCCUGUGCUGUUCAGGGACCAGGUUUCCAUCCUGAGGAAGAAAUACAGGGACAUUGAGAAGCUGUGA
Messenger RNA from Chelmon rostratus (copperband butterflyfish), 2325 nucleotides. Its product is annotated as exostosin-1. NCBI's taxonomy places the organism in Eukaryota, Metazoa, Chordata, Actinopteri, Chaetodontiformes, Chaetodontidae. Gene Ontology annotation, molecular function: glycosyltransferase activity. The transcript is spliced from 12 exons. The coding region runs from base 1 to 2325 and encodes 774 amino acids. Gene Ontology annotation, cellular component: membrane. The record is from RefSeq and is a predicted model, not a curated record.